AUGGAUCUACAACCCGAAAAGGGAGGAGAAAGCCUUCGACCAGAAGAGGGGGAGGAAAUGAAGCCCGAGGGUGCUAAAGCAAUAUACGAUAUCGAACGUCGGGGCUCUGAUGGCAAGCUAAAUGCCAUUUUCGAGAAUCCUCUCGCACAGGUUUCGAGACACCAGCUGAUGGCUGAUGUGGAACGAUUUUGCACGAGAUACAACCUUAUGGAUCAUAUCGACACUUUCAAGAAAGGGGCUCUGGUAUCCCAGAAUCCCGAUGGCGCGCUCGACUUACCGGAACUCACUGAAGAGGACAAGGUAGCCCUACGAAGGGAAAAGACUCACAAAUGGUCGCAGCCAAUGGCCCUUUUCCACCUUACCAUAAUGUGCUCCAUCGCCGCUGCGGUUCAAGGUAUGGAUGAAACGGUAAAUAACGGUGCCCAAAGAUUGUACUUAGAGCGAUUCAACAUCAAACCGUUCUCGGAUGGUGGACGGUUCUCGCAAGCAAUGACGGACAAUCUGACAGGCCUUAUCGUCGGUGCUCCAUAUUUGGCCUGUGCUAUUCUCGGGUGCUGGUUGACGGAACCUAUGAAUCGAUACACCGCCCGUCGAGGCACCAUUUUCAUCACAUGCAUGAUAGCCGCUCUCGCUUCGGUCUGGGAAGGACUGGCUAAUUCCUGGGUUAAUCUCUUCCUAGCUCGCUUUUUCCUUGGUUUGGGUAUCGGGUCAAAGUCUUCUACCGUGCCCAUCUACGCUGCAGAAUGUGCGCCGGCCCCGAUUCGCGGAGCUCUGGUCAUGAUGUGGCAGAUGUGGACGGCAUUUGGUAUCAUGCUUGGAAACAUCAUGGGUGUAGCAUUCGGUGGUCUGGAGCCUGAUCUCGCCUGGCGCCUGAUGCUAGGAUCAACUGUUGUCUUACCACUCAUCGUCUGUGCUCAAGUUUACUACUGCCCAGAAUCUCCAAGAUGGCUCAUUGAACACAAUAAAAUUGAAAAGGCAUUUGAAUCUUUUCUCAUUCUCCGUCCCACCGAGCUCCAGGCUGCCCGCGACCUCUACUACGCAUAUGUCGGGGUCGAAAUAGAACGCAAAAUAAACCGAGGAAAGGGCUUCUUCAGCAUGCUCUGGGAACUCUUCACAAUCCCACGCAACGCCCGCGCAACCCUUGCAUCGACCAUCGUCAUGUGGCUCCAACAAUUCUGCGGCGUUAACAUUAUCGCAUACUAUUCCACUACCAUCUUCGUCGACUCCGGGUACAGCAUGUCAUCCGCCCUUCUCGCUUCUAUGGGCACCGGGAUUCUUAACUGGGUCUUCGCGAUCCCUGCGUUCCUCACAAUCGACACAUGGGGCCGACGCAACCUGCUCCUCUUCACCUUGCCCUGGCUCGCCCUGUUCCUCUUCUGGUCUGGCUUUUCCUUCUGGAUCGAGCCCGACGACCCGCAGAGCAAAACAAGAUUGGGCAUGGUGACCGCAGGCAUGUAUCUCUUCGAAGUAUUCUACUCUCCCGGCGAGGGACCCGUGCCAUUUACAUACUCUGCCGAAGCCUUCCCACUACACGUCCGCGAAGUUGGCAUGUCCUGGGCGACAGCGGUAACAUGGUGUUUCAACUUCAUCAUCUCCUUCACCUGGCCGCACCUGCGGAGUGCGUUUAAACCACAGGGUGCUUUCGCCUGGUAUGCGGCCUGGUGCCUUAUUGGCUGGGUUUUGGUUCUUCUCUUCCUUCCAGAGACAAAAGCUCUUACCCUUGAAGAACUUGACCAAGUAUUCUCCGUCCCAACCGGGAAACACGCCAUGUACCAAUUGAAAAAUUGCGUCUGGCACUUCCGCACCUGGGUCCUGCGCCAAAAACUGGAGCCACUACCCAAGUUCUACACCCACGCUGACAAGCUGGGUUAA
Messenger RNA from Coccidioides posadasii C735 delta SOWgp, 1872 nucleotides. RefSeq lists its product as uncharacterized. Gene Ontology annotation, cellular component: membrane. Gene Ontology annotation, molecular function: transmembrane transporter activity. Gene Ontology annotation, biological process: transmembrane transport. The record is from RefSeq and is a predicted model, not a curated record. Lineage: Eukaryota; Fungi; Ascomycota; Eurotiomycetes; Onygenales; Onygenaceae.